AGUGCCCCAAAAAAGAAAAAUGCCCAAACAACGUGGAAAGAGAACGCAGACAAGAAUGCGAAGUGGUAGACCAAGAGAGUACAUCAUAAGGGGGUUUGGCUUCGCUCUUCAGAUUUGGGCCUUUGAAGUGUUCCCAGCUUUGGAAGCAUUGCAUUUCACGGUCCAUGAAGACAAUAGGCACAUCCCUCGAAUAUUACAUUGGAGGAGCAACACGGUGGCCCGUUUUCGGGAGGUUAUGAGUCAGGUUUUUGAAAACUUUGAGGUUGAUGUGCAACUUCUCCGGCCAACAGAUAUUGAGAAGCAACAACCUUACUGGAGUUGGGGUGAUGAUGACAACGAAGAACCAAUGGUUGAAUUAUUUGGGGAUGAGGCCGAAGAAAAAACCGGCACUUCUAGUGAAGAAAAAGACGCGGAUGUUGAGGAAACAGCCACCCUUCCCUCCUCUUCUAAGGCCAAAGGGUCUGUUAAUGACGUUCGCAGUUUGAAGCAUCAAUUACGCAGCACUAAGGAUCAGUUGGCUAAGCUACGUAGUUCAAAUCGGGGGCUUAGGAACAGAGUUCGUGACUUGGAAGCUAUUGUACAGAAGAACUGUUUGAAGCAUGAGAACGAGUGUGACAGAAAUAAAAAGGCUAUUCGGGAUUUGACCCUAAAAAUUGCUGAAGUCGAACAUUAUUUGAAGUUGGAGAUGGAGGAGUUAAAAAAAAAUUAUGGUGGAGAAGCCCAUGAGGAAGUCUGUACUGCCCAGAUGAAUGACGGAGGGCAGAAUGAUUUGUCACCCGUAAAUGAACCUACUAGUCCGACUACAGCAGCACCUAAAAUGGACACUCAAGUUCCAGCUGAUGGAGUAGAACCCUUCCCAGGCAUGCAUACAGAACGGGGUGAAAUGGAAGCACCAGUCUGUGGUGAUGGAGUGGAACACUUUCCAGCCUCAGAUCAAGAAGGGGCUCCAAGGGAACCAGAAGUCCCUGCUGAUGGAGUGGAACCCUUCCCAGCCAUGGAAGUCAUAGACACUGAAAUUGAAACUUCAGUUCCUGAGAGGCAAGUGGACCAACAACCUCACAAGGUUCCUACCGCUGAAGAUGUGAAGCUUCCUAGUGUUGAAGAUGCCCUCCUUCCUACUCCGGAAGAUGGGAAUGGGUAUAGAGUUAUUUGUAAAACAAUGUUACAUUUGUUACAGGAUUGGAAGAAGACAGAAAUUGAGGGGGUGGGAUCCAAGGUCAGGCCUCCCAUGAAAUGUAACAUAACUGUGGUUGGUGAUGAAGGGGAUGAAGGGGACAACGAGGCUACUGCCACGGUUCGGAAACCAGCUGGUGAAGGCAAAGGGUGCAGACUUAAGCGGGCUGCGACACCAUUGUUGAGUCCAUUCACCGAUCCCUCCAGGAAAAAGAGGAAGGUUACUGAUUUGCAUGCACAGACACCUCAGCCCCGUUUUGAUCCAACAAAACCCGUGGCCAUGGACGAUGUGAAGGCUAUCAUACAACUUUGCAGGGCUUGGAAAACUGACAUCAGUGCGGAGCUGGAGCUCGAACCAUUUGAAGUUGGGGCAGAUUUUUUUUUACAAACUGUUAGAUGAAACUGCAUGGAUGAGCUCGAGGCACCUUGACAUGGCCAUGUUUCUAAUACGCAAAAGACAACUCUCUCAUCCGCAACUAUUUGGAAGGGAGUGGACAACCGCCGAGUUUUGUCUGCAGCAAUUUUUACAGCCGUUUGCAAUGCCAAGUGGGAAACGAGUCACGAGGAAACAAUCUGCUGCAAGCACC
Molecule: messenger RNA, 1760 nt
Organism: Prunus dulcis (almond)
Lineage: Eukaryota; Viridiplantae; Streptophyta; Magnoliopsida; Rosales; Rosaceae
Exons: 7
Coding region: 20-1573 (517 amino acids)
Source: RefSeq, a predicted model, not a curated record